AUGUCAUCUCAGCCCUCGACCAUCGAUAGUCUCAAGAAUACAGUUUCUUCUGUAUACGAGACCGUAGCUAAUAGCGUAUCUGCGACCUCACAAAAUGACGGGUAUGAUCCCAAUCAAGACAAGAAUCAAAUUGGAAAAGAUGCACAUGGAAAUAAGUUUAGGAAGGGUGAUUUCAAAGACAAAUUGAAUCAAGCUGCUCGUAGCGGACGGCCAGAGAAGGAAGAAAGCUCUACAGAGAAAGCUUUAUCAUGGACACCAGACAUGGGCACAUUACAGAAGUCAACCAUGGAACAAGGACCAGAGGAUACGAGUGUCAAGGGCGAUGGAGCACGCCCAACUCGACCCGAGCACGAUGUGCCAAUUGAACAAUUUUUGAGAAAGCAAUACCAUAGCAGAAGUGGGGAUGGGAUUCCAAACCCCGGGGAAAGUAAUUGA
This is a messenger RNA of Sclerotinia borealis F-4128, 435 nucleotides long. The record is from the annotation of a GenBank genome assembly. NCBI's taxonomy places the organism in Eukaryota, Fungi, Ascomycota, Leotiomycetes, Helotiales, Sclerotiniaceae.